UGGAGAAGGUAGAAUAUCUUUCAAACUGUGAAAGCACGCUUGGAUUUGUAGAUCUAAGGCAAAAAACUUUGCUAGAUAUCUUAAUUUUUCGACGCGAUGCCGCUCCCUGCAGCCCUAGCUGCUAGGCUGAAGAAAAGAGGGAUCAUUCAGAAAGAAGAAACCGAACCAGAUAAAGUUGAGGAGGUAUUUGCUGAAGAUUAUGAUGAACCGUUAAGAUCCCAUGGGGUGCCUACAAUCCCGGUACCAACAUCACACAGUUUGUCAUCCUCUCUGAGAGGAGGUGAAGAUAAUGAAGAGAAACAACUCAUUCAUGAGGUAAUUAACUGCCCAAACAAGACUAACAGGUACCAUGAUUGCUCCCAGUGGUGCAGAAAAACAUGGGGACUGAGGAAGUUCAUUGCUGACAGCUACUCGGAACCAAAGAGAAAGAAGAUGCUUCUCAAGUACCCACUGGCCCCUGGAUGGGAGGAGGUGGCCGAUCCAGACACGGGUAGAUAUUACUACUGGAACACUUUCACAGAAGAAGUGUCAUGGUUACCACCACUCCAUCCCAAAGCUAAGAUUACAGUUUCUGCAGAGAAAUUGGAAGCCAUGCUUAAGUCAGAGACUCCCACAGUAGAGGAGAAGAAAGCUGACAAAGAAAAGGAAGAGUCUGAUUUAAGAUUUGAUGACCUGGAAGAACUUGAGAGUGAAUUCAAGAAAGAAAAUUCCAGGAAGAGACACAGAGAGAGCAGAAGAGAGAGAAAAGGAUUCAGGGAUGAGCUCGACCCCAUGGACCCGGCUGCUUACUCCGACAUUCCAAGGGGUACGUGGUCCAGUGGUCUCGUGGAGCAGAAUGAGGUGAAGACUGGCGUGGACUCUACCGCCUCUGGGCCUCUGUUUCAGCAGAGGCCAUACCCAAGUCCUGGAGAGGUGUUGAGACGGAACAGAGGUGGCAAACCCCCAGACAAGAAAUAACCUGUGAUCACUACCCCACAAAAAACAAAUGAUCAUGUACAUUGAACUCCUCAUACACAUCAGGUUAUGGAAUGAUGUAGAUAAGAACUAAGUAUACAAGUUAGCAUCAAAUAAUAUUCCUUUUAAGUGUGCCAGCAUAAAGAUGCUACAUUUGUGUCUUGAUAUAGGAGUUUGAAGUAAUGCAAUUACUGGGGGUGGAUACCUUUAUGAGAGCAGCAACAUCUAUAUCAUUUGGUUGCUUUUGUGUUGGAAUUCUCAGUGACAUUUGACACUGGAGUGGUAGUAAAUUUUACACUCGACAAUAUUGAAAUCUAUCAGACACCACAUGGACACAUCAUCAAGGCUUUUCCCAGAGAGCCAUCAAGUCCUUAUUUGGACGGCCAUUGGCUUCACAAGACAGCUAACAUUUCCAAAGACAGUUGGGCAGCUUACAAAAUUUUAGGGUUUGGUUGGUUGGGCUUGCUUGGGUUGGAUCCCUUGAAAAUCGAUGACCAAAUUACAAGUUCACAUUUUGGACUCCCUGUACCCCAACUCCUAUGGAAACCAGUGGAGAUUUUAUAUUUGAAAAUGGGACGUUUAUGAGAACAGGCAAUACCCUUGUCCAGCUCUGGUGCAGUAACAUCCAUUUCUUUUUAUGUAUUUCAAAUUUUGUACAUAUUACAGCAGUUAAUAAAAUCAAUUUUGAAUUUA
This is a messenger RNA of Lingula anatina, 1647 nucleotides long. RefSeq names its product polyglutamine-binding protein 1. Gene Ontology annotation, cellular component: nuclear body; cytoplasm. Gene Ontology annotation, biological process: alternative mRNA splicing, via spliceosome. Gene Ontology annotation, molecular function: ribonucleoprotein complex binding; protein binding. Lineage: Eukaryota; Metazoa; Brachiopoda; Lingulata; Lingulida; Lingulidae. The record is from RefSeq and is a predicted model, not a curated record.